Penicillium mononematosum is the source of this 924-nucleotide messenger RNA. Its product is annotated as putative short chain dehydrogenase/reductase. The transcript is spliced from 5 exons. Gene Ontology annotation, molecular function: oxidoreductase activity. Bases 1 to 924 code for a protein of 307 amino acids. The record is from RefSeq and is a predicted model, not a curated record. NCBI's taxonomy places the organism in Eukaryota, Fungi, Ascomycota, Eurotiomycetes, Eurotiales, Aspergillaceae.
AUGCAAGAAUACACCCACACGGGACCUAUCGAUUGCAACAAGCCAAUCAAUGUGGAGAACCUGAAGGGUAAAACGGCAAUUGUCACUGGCGGCGCCAACGGCUUGGGAGAAGCCUACGUUCGGGCUCUAGUUGCCGCAGGAGUCAAAGUAUGCAUCGGUGACCCUGACGUUCAAAGGGGGAGCAAAUUGGAAAAAGAACUCUCUGGGACGAAAUUUAUCCGCUGCGACGUGGCCAAGUGGAGUGAUCAGGUCGACCUCUUUCGUCAAGCCGCCCUCUUCUCUCCAACAGGGAGGAUUUCCCAUGUCAUAGCCAACGCGGGUAUUCAUCGCGAGGACGAAGUCUUUUCAUACGCUGGUGACGACCAAGAGCCAGAAGAGCCCAAUUUGAGUGUCAUUGACGUCAACAUCAGGGGUGUGCUCUAUACCGCAAAAUUGGCCGCACACUAUUUCAUUCGACAGAAUGGCACAGAAGCAUCGGAAAAGCAGGAGGAUUCUUCUUUGGUUCUGAUCGGAUCGGGUGCGGCCUUCCUGGACUGUCCACGGAGUCCUCAGUACAGUGCGAGCAAGUGGGCCAUGCGCGGAAUUAUGCACUCGUUGAGAAGGACCGCUCAUUUCUACGGUAGUCGGGUGAACAUUAUCUCUCCAUGGUACGUCAAAACGAACAUUUUAUCUGAAGAUGUCUUCAACCAUGUAUCCAAUGUGGGAGUUGAGUUUGCAAAGGCCGAAGAUGCAGGCCAAUGCCUGCUGAGGAUUCUCGGCGACGUCAAUAUAAACGGACACUCGUUGUUCGUUUCAGGAAGGAAGUGGGCUCCAAAUGGAUACCUUGAUCUCGAUCUGGAGGAUUACCCGCAGAAUGCACUGAUCCAGGAGAUACAAGAAGAUCAAAUGAAAUCGGCACCUGUCUCUCUGGGCUUGUUUGCGUGA